AUAUAUACUUGUAUAUGUUUUUUUUUUAUAGGUGUGUGUGUGUAUGUAUGCAUGCAUGAGACAAAUAAAUAGCGUUAUCUUUUAUCAUAGAAAAUGCAUUUUUAAUUUUAAUACAUUAUCGUUAUAAAAUAGAAUUUGUCUUUUUGUCCACAAUCUGCAGAAUAACUUAUACAAUUCUCGGAAUUACCGUUCGGUGUUCCAUAUUAAUAAGCGUCAGAAAAAAAAUUUUCGACAAAAAUUUAUAAUUGUUCGAAUAAUUGUACGUUUCGUGAAACAUUUUAUUGGUAAAAACGAUAAUAAAACCGAGAAUACGAUUAUUAUCAGAUAGCUCUCAUUAUCAUAAUAUAUGUUAUUCACGCGACAUUUACAUAUAUGUAACUCAUUCUUUUUCUGUUUAUUUUAUCGACAUUUUAAUCUUGCAAUUAGAUUAGCGUUAUGCAAUUUAAAAAAAAGUUUGAAGGAGCUAUAACGCGAUAUAAACCGAUGUACGAUAAUUGAACAACAAAUCAGACUAACUUAAAUUGCGUUGCAUGCAGUUGGAUCAAGCAUAUAUCCGUGGAGAUCCAUUUUUGGCGCGGAAUGAGUUCUCUCAUCACGGAACUCUGCGCACGAAGUUGCAACGUGAUUACUCAUACCUGUUUUAACAUAUUGUAUUGCACGCGAAAAUGGAAUUGCAUUGUAAUGCAUUAAGUAAUUGUAAAUCGAAGAUAAUGAUCUCUUCCAUCUGCGUCUGUGCUAGUUUUCCAUUUAUCUUUAACUUUUAACUUAUAAACAUUUUAAAAUAUAAUUCGCGCACUUAAUAAUAAUGACAAAAAGGGGAAUCGGAAUCGAACGCGUUAUAAAAAACGCGUAGGCGAAAUUUAUCGAAUACCUUAAAAAACAAUCAGGGCCGUGUGUGGGCGAAAUUUAAAGUGGGGCUGAAGGUCGCAUGCACAUACUGGAUAUGGUGGGGUCCUCGCGUCUUCAUCAUCCUGUGUGAUCGCGGGUAAUUCGUUAGUCUUCUCUUUGCGGUUCCGCCGAACAUAAAGUUGCAAGUAAAGAGAAAAUAGCAGCAAAAUGCAUUACUCGCAAGCCGCAGCCUUGCUCAUUCUUCCAUUCGUCGUGAUGAUCAACGGCAGUCAGUAUAUUCAGUCGCGAAUUGUUGCGUCUGGCGGUUGCGAAAGCUACACGUGUGGAGUCAACGCGAGAUGUACAAUGAGCGAAGGACGGCCAGUAUGUUCCUGCUACAAUCUACAUAUGGGGGACCCUCUUGCGCGAUGCGUCCGGGUUGAAUGUUUAAUCAACGACGAUUGCCCAUACAACAGAGUAUGUACAAAUAACAGGUGUGUCGAUCCUUGCGUGGGACUAUGCGGCGUAAAUGCGAAUUGUGUGACCAGAAACCACAUAGGAACCUGCCAGUGCCUACCAGGACACGAUGGUGAUCCGUUCUCGGGUUGUCAAGUUUCGGAUCCUCAAGCAGCUUGCAAACCAAGUCCGUGCGGGGAGAAUACUCAGUGCGAGGUGAUCAACCAAGUGCCAGUGUGCACUUGUCUACAUGGUUACAGAGGAUCCCCCUUGGCUGGAUGUCGUCACGAAUGCGAGACCGACAGCGAGUGCCCUCAACAUCUCGCGUGUUCGUCAUCGUUCAGAUGCGAGAGCCCCUGCAAAUGCGGAGACAACGCGGAAUGCGAAGUCGUAAACCACCAAGCAAAGUGUACAUGCCCAAAAACAUGGGUGGGAAAUCCGUACGUCUCCUGUCGACCGGAGUGCACCGCCCACUCCGAGUGUCCACCGUCGAAACCUGCCUGUCUCUAUCAAAAAUGCGUGAAUCCGUGCGAUGGCGUUUGCGGAGUGAACGCCGACUGCAACCUACGCGGAAUCACACCCGUUUGUAGCUGUCCGAGGCACAUGACUGGCAAUCCUUUCGUUAGCUGCAGAUUAUUCGAACCGCGUGAUCUCUGCGAGCCGAAUCCUUGCGGCUCGAACGCGAUUUGCACUCCAGGCCACGAUAAUACCGGAAGGGAGAGGCCGGUGUGCACGUGUCCCAACGGUUACAUCGGCAACGCCCUGACGAGCUGUCAACGUGGGGAGUGCUUCACCGACAGCGAUUGUUCCGACAAUCGCGCGUGUAUUGACUACACGUGCAGCAACCCGUGCACUGGUCGCGAAUGCGGUCCGAGCGCUACGUGUACUCCUCGACAUCAUAUCGCAGUCUGCACGUGUCCGCAGGGAACCAGAGGCGACGCUCUUUAUACCUGUAAUCCGAUCGAGAGUAAAUCGGUGUACAAUUACGGCCGCGCCUAUCGUUACCGUUACUAGUCACAAAACGGUACCACCGAUUCCACUUUUUUUAAAUACUCGACUCUCUCUUUCUCUCUCGUUUAAUUUUAUCAAUUAUUUACUCUUAAUUUAUAGUUGCACGCAUAUUUUUUUGCGUAAGAUGCGAGAAAGUGACCGCGUCUCUAUUCUAAUAAACGAUAGUAACAGAGCAAUCUAUUUUUUUAUAACAUAAUACUAUGCUAUUUUUUCUGUGUUCACCAUAGAUCUCUCAAUAAAGUGUUCUAUAUAUUUUUUUCUACAAUUGCGGCUGGUCGCAGACUUACUGUUUAAACUUUUAAUAUAAAAAUAAAUGCAUAGACGCGCGAUUUAUAUCAUAUAUCUUAAUAUAUCUCAGUAUAAUAUAAAGAUGAACUUCUGCCCAUUUUCGCUAUCAUUUUUUGUUCUUGUAUUCUUACGUACAUAGAUUUAAUAUAUGUCUCUACAUAUACACAACAUUUUUAUAAUCUUAUAUUAAAAAGAAAUUUGUGCAAUACUAUAAUACCUAUGUUUAAAAAAUACAAACUAUGUUUAAUUAUGUCUCUAAACAAUUUUUAUUGCAGAAUUCAACUUUAUGCACAUAUUUAGUCAAUGGAAUGCACAAUGGUUAUAAAACUAGCGGGGAAAUUUAGGACAAAUUGCUUGCCAGUGUGUACUAUUAAAAAAAUAAAUAAUAA
This is a messenger RNA of Nylanderia fulva, 2972 nucleotides long. RefSeq lists its product as uncharacterized. The record is from RefSeq and is a predicted model, not a curated record. Lineage: Eukaryota; Metazoa; Arthropoda; Insecta; Hymenoptera; Formicidae.